UUUGGUAUUGUUCCUCUGAGAUGCAAACAAAUGACACAUAAAAGUCAGUCACGCCUUACAUAAAAAUUUGCAGUUCUUAUGAAAAAAUUUAGUGUGACAUGUGAUCAUAUUGAAAUCCCUUCCUGCAGGAGCCCCGGGAAAAAAUGUGGAAGCAGGCUUUAAGCGUUGUCUUGGGGGGCAUCUUAUGCGGCAGCCUUUUAGCCUUCGACUAUCUUUUGGGCAAUGGCUUCACGGACAUGAUGCAGACGAUGUUUUGUAAAUGUUUCUGUUUUGUGAAGAAAACUUUAAGAGAUCAACUGAUAUCAUCGGAGGCGGAAGAAUCGAGCAAUUUCAGUGCCACCAUGUUCUUGGUGGAAAUUUUUGCUUUAUUCUGUACCAUGCUGUUACUGAACAGAUACAAGAAAUACGGCAUUGAACGGUCAGUCAACAAAAAGCCGAAUGAGUUGGCCGGAACGAAGAAACAUAGAUUGGUGAGUCGGUCGCCUCAUUACGGUCCUCGAGAGAUAAACAACCCACAACUGAUCAAGCCUUUAAACCUGGAGAUACCUGUGAUGCAAAUGGCAAUUAUAGAUACCAUCGGAACCACCCGUAGUCAGCCUGAGCGGGGAGAUGCCGGCGACAUUUACAACAUCACCGACUCUGCUAUUCUGUCUGUCACCUCUUUGCUGGAUACGGAUUUCAAGUUGCAAGAAUCAUUGUGUGAAGAUAACAUGGUUUUGGGAGAUGGUAACACAGUUCAAUUUAACAACAAUAGAUACCUCUGGGAAGUCACAGAGGAAGAAUAGUUACUGUUUUUUGUCCAAUACGCUAUGGGUAAGUAAGUAAAACUA
Cydia strobilella is the source of this 830-nucleotide messenger RNA. RefSeq lists its product as uncharacterized. The record is from RefSeq and is a predicted model, not a curated record. Bases 144 to 785 code for a protein of 213 amino acids. NCBI's taxonomy places the organism in Eukaryota, Metazoa, Arthropoda, Insecta, Lepidoptera, Tortricidae. The transcript has 6 exons.